This is a messenger RNA of Prunus persica (peach), 928 nucleotides long. Its product is annotated as serotonin N-acetyltransferase 2, chloroplastic. The transcript has a single exon. Gene Ontology annotation, cellular component: cytoplasm. NCBI's taxonomy places the organism in Eukaryota, Viridiplantae, Streptophyta, Magnoliopsida, Rosales, Rosaceae. Gene Ontology annotation, molecular function: N-acetyltransferase activity. The coding region runs from base 110 to 688 and encodes 192 amino acids. The record is from RefSeq and is a predicted model, not a curated record.
ACAAUUCCAACACUCAAACACCGUACAACGCAUCCAUACAAAAACCCAAUGGUGGCGUCACUCAUGGGACACAACUGCUAUCAGCUUAUCAUCUCAUAUCUUCUAAAACAUGCUCCUACGUGGCACAAUCUCCGCUCCCCUCUCUUGUCUCCGCCUCAGAAGCACCACCACCUCCACUCCCCCUUUAAACGUCCCCGUUUCGCGGCGCACUUCAACAACCACCAACAACUACUCAAUCUCCGACCAAGACCUGGACUCCCGAGGCUUCCUCCUCCACCGCACGAUCGCGGAGCUCAACCUGGACCACCUCAACAAGGUCUUCGUAGCGGUCGGGUUUCCGAAGCGGGACCCGGAUAAGAUCCGAACGGCGCUGGAGCACACUGACGCGCUGCUGUGGAUGGAGUACAGGAAAACGAAGAGGCCUGUGGCGUUCGCUAGGGCGACAGGGGACGGCGUCUUCAACGCGAUCAUAUGGGACGUGGUGGUGGACCCCUCGUUUCAGGGGCUGGGGCUGGGGAAGGCGGUGAUGGAGAGGUUGGUGGAGGAGCUGGUGGCGAAAGGGAUUUGUAAUAUUGCUUUGUAUUCGGAGCCCCGGGUUCUCGGGUUUUACAGGCCCUUGGGCUUUGUGGCGGAUCCGGAUGGGAUCCGGGGCAUGGUGUACUCCAGAAAACCCAAAAGGAAGACAUAAAUAUUCACUGUUUGUUUUGGUUGAUAAAUAUUCAUUUGAUAGGUUAAUUGUAAGAUUUCUUUUGUUUGGUAAAUAUUAAUGGUAAAGAUAAGCAGCAAAGCACAGGCCAUUACAGAAAUUCUGUGCUUUUUUUCUGGACUGUUGUAUAUCUUCUUCCUCCUGAAGAAGACAGCCUUGUGUAGUUUUUGAAUUUUUGUAAACAGGCAAUUUGGCUCAUGAUUCUACUGAUGGAGUUUCUGA